Mercenaria mercenaria is the source of this 3405-nucleotide messenger RNA. Its product is annotated as A-kinase anchor protein 17A-like. The record is from RefSeq and is a predicted model, not a curated record. NCBI's taxonomy places the organism in Eukaryota, Metazoa, Mollusca, Bivalvia, Venerida, Veneridae. The transcript has 6 exons. Bases 194 to 1657 code for a protein of 487 amino acids.
AACAACAACAACAACAACAAAUGAACGUUUGUGAUAUGAAUUUUAAAUUGUUCUAGGAGUUUUGAAAUGAUUAGAUCCCAGGAAUUCCGCAGUGUAUAUAACCGAUUAUUUUGACAGGAAAUGUUUAGACAUUGUCAAAUGAGAAAUAAAACAUUGAAAUAGUAUAACACACAAUCAUAUUACAUUGGUAACCAUGGCAACAGCUGGUGCUAGCAUCUGUACAGACUCUAGCGAUGCUAUAGAACUGUAUGAGACUUUUGGACUGUACUUAAAACCUAUAGCUCGUGUCAAUGUUUGUGUGCAACUGCCACCGUUGAAAGAGGCGGGAAAGUCGAUUUCAAAUUGGGAGGUAAUGGAGCGUAUCAAGGCCAUGAUAAAACCCCAUUCAUUCACGUCAUUAAAAAUAAUCAAAAGCACGAUGGAGUUUAUACGAUUUGAAGGUGAAGCAGAAAAUAAAGAUCUGGUCAUCACUAUAAUGCAACGGUUGGAGGGAAAGUCAAUAAAACUCAGUGGAUUUCACGAACAAUUAAAAGUGAAAGCUGGUGAAGCUAAAAUUCAGUUUCCGUGCAGACAUGACUGGGAUUCGUAUUUUAGAGACGCGAAAAACAUGAAUGAAAUGAAACCUGGAGAAAGACCGGACACGUUACAUAUUAGGGAUAUUCCAACUCGAUGGUUUGCAUCAAAACAUAGCAAAGAGAAAGAUAAACCGAGUGAGGACGUGUUGAAACGUGUGUUUAAUCAGUUCGGUGAGAUUCGCUGUGUGGAUAUUCCAAUGUUAGAUCCAUAUCGUAAAGAAAUGUCAGGACUUAUAAAAUCAGGGGCAAUUCAAACAUUCACAUUCGGUCAAGAUCUUGUGUUUGAUGCUUAUAUACAAUUUAAAGAAUAUAUAGGUUUUGUAAAAGCUAUGGAUAGAUUCAGAGGAAUGAAGCUUCUGUACAUGGAUGAAGAUGAAAAAUGUGCUGUAGCAAAUAUAAAGGUAGAUUUUGAUAAGACAAAGCAUUUGACAGACAAAGCAAUAAGAAAAAGAAGAUUAGAUAGAGAAAGACUGGAACAACUAGAGAAGGAAAGAGAAGAACGAGUGAGGAGAGAGAGGGAAGAAGAAGAUAGAAAGGUAGCAGAAGAAAAGCGUCUCAAGGAUGAGGAAGAGAUGGAAAGAGAUAGGAAAAGGCAGGAGAAAUUGCAGAGACGUGAGGAAAGGCAGAAAGAACGAGAGGAAAAACGGAAGCAGAAACAUCUGGAGGAAAAGAAGAGAGAAGAAGAAAGAAAGAUGCAGCUGAAAAUAGCACUGGAAGAGCGGAAAUUCAUGCUGACUCAGCGGAAGUUGGAAUCGUUGAGACUGCUGACUGAACUGUUCGAACGUGUAAAGGUUAUAAAGGUAAAAGAAGAUUUAGAGAGAAAGGAGAAAGAACUAGAGGAAGAAAGGAAACGUCAAGUUGAUCUCGAAAAACAGAAGAAGGAAGAAGAAUUAAGGAAGAAAAAAGAGGCAAUAAAAAAGAAAAAAGAACAGUUAAAAAGACAAGAACAAGAACUCAGGGAAAAAAUAUUAAAGAACUGGAAAUCUAAUGAGGAACAAAAACAAGAAGAGAUGCGUGAAAAGUUACGUAAAAAACUGUCCGGCAAAACAAAAUUGAAAUCUGCAGUUGUUAUGCGGAGAUGACUCGACGAUGUGCUGGCUGAAAGGGGGGAGGGAAGCAGCUCAAACAAUAUGAUAUAUGAACUUCCGUAUAUAGUAGAUACGAAACUUCUACAACAAAGGACAGAUUCUGAUAAUAGCGAUGACUCAUCAUGAUCUCAUUGUGAAUGAUAACAUUUACUCUGUGAUGGAAAUACUAGGGCAGCAGGGAAGCAGAUAUGUGUAUGAACUACAUGUCCAUUAUGUAAUAGAUACAAAAUCUUGUGUGAAAAAUAACAAUUUUUCUAAGGAGGAACCUUUGUAUGAAAUUUUUUUAAGUUUAUUGAAGGUAUAGCUCAUUGGGAUCCUUUAAAUAUGAGGCUGUCACUUGGCUCAAUGUUUUACAUAAGGAAAAUUUCAAUUAAUCUUUUUGUUUUCAAAAUUGCUAAGACUAGGCACAAGAUAAUUUAAAAGAACUGUUGCAUUUAGCAUUGGCUAGUGGUCUUCUACCAAGUUUUAUUUAAUAAAGGUCACUUUGGCCAAAUUUUGGACUGCCACUGGGGAAAGUUUUACAUUAUACAUAAGAGAUUAAGAAACGCUUUUAAAAAUCCACUUUUCUCAAAGUACAGGGGAUUUAAUCAGGCUAAUAUUAUUUGCAGUAUAACCAUGUGCUCCCCUCCUUAGGCGAGCAACUUAGACCACUUUUUGACCGUGUUUUCCAAAUGAAAAUUCAGCAGAUUUUCACAUAAACUUAUAAAGUGAAAAAUCCACAACCUAAAUCUGCUGUGAAAUCAGAAAUUUUUGUGAGGGAUUUAUUUCCGCUUAAUUCAUUUAUUCAUUUACUGUCCGAAACCGCGAAAAUACUUGUGAAAGAACUAUUAUCAUUUUGUCUGUUUUACCCUGGUGCCCUGUCUAAAAUCAUGACUGGAGGGGCACCUGGGGUCUUCCUCCACCAACAAAAGCAGUGUGAACUAAAUUGUGUAUAAUGUGACCAGACUCAACAAAAAUAUAAUUAUGUUUAAAAAAGUACCACAAUAACCAGUUUCAUUUUAAGAUUUACCGAAAUUAUUAAAUUUCAUUGACGUAAAGUUUUGUGGUUUUCGUCAGUAUGGCUAUUUCAUGGGGGCUUAAAUUGAUGGGUUUCAAAGUAUAAAGAUGAAAUAAGAAGCAAUUUGUUGAGAUAUAAUAUAGUGAAUUGACACAACUGGAAAAUCCACGAAAAUAAGUCCCUCACAUGUGUUUUUGACUUUGCAGUAAAGGGAACUUUCAGCUUGACAUAUCUGACUUUACAUUAUCAUGUCACAUGUCAUGGUGGCAGUUCUAGAAAAUGUCCCAACAACUAUUUUUCAGCCAGCACAGGUUAUUUUGAGAGGCAUGAAAACAUAAAACUGCCAAAAUUGCCAUUUUGUGUAUUAUUUUGAUCAUUUUAAUGUAGACAGGUGUCACUUUGAGGAAUCAUUUUAAAUUCAUAAUGAGCUGCACCAUGAGAAAACCAACAUAGUGCAUAUGCGACCAGCAUGGAUCCAGACCAGCCUGCGCAUUCGCGCAGUCUGGUCAGGAUCGAUGCUGUUCGCAUUCAAAGCGUAUUGCAAUUAGAGAAACUGUUAGCGAACAGCAUGGAUCCUGACCAGACUGCGCGGAUGCACAGGCUGUUCUGGAUCCAUGCUGGUCGCAAUGCACUAUGUUGGUUUUCUCAUGGCAUGGCUCAUACGUCAUUUUUGUUUUUGUUGAUGUCAGAAAUCACUUCAUUUUUUUAUAUGUUGACAAAAUAAAAUAAACUCAGAAAACUGUAA